Molecule: messenger RNA, 486 nt
Organism: Cylindrotheca closterium
Lineage: Eukaryota; Bacillariophyta; Bacillariophyceae; Bacillariales; Bacillariaceae
Source: the annotation of a GenBank genome assembly
AUGAGCUCCACCAGUGCCUUUGUUGCAAUCCUUCAUUGCGAAGCAAAGAACUGCGAAGAACGAGCGAAAAAUCUCCGAGCGACAGCAAAUGCUAUCGAAGCAAAAGCUCCAGUAGCCGGACCCGCACCCGCGGCGAAGAAACGCAAGCGUGAUGAAAAGUCAAAGCGAGUCCAUCUGGCUUAUUCCGAAUUUAUCAAGGUUAACAUUGAGCAGUUCAAAAAAACCCACCCUGAUGUUCCUGCGCGCGAGGUCGUAUCCAUAAUCUCACGACAAUGGACCAAUACCAGUGAGGAAGAGAAGAAUAUCUGGAGAUUUCGUGCGGAACAGCUGGACAUGGAACAAACGGAGAACGGGGAUGAUGAUGAUGAUGAUGAUGAUUCGGACAACGAGCAUGAUAUAGGAGGCGGUGAGGAUGAGAAUGCCGACAAACCCCCCAGCCUAAAAGAUCCACCACCAGAUUCGGACGGGAUAUUGGCAGAAGUUUAA